AUGGUUGAGAUGAAAUUCAUUUACGCCAGUCUUGUCGGUAUUGUGCUGGCACAAGGUCCUGGUGGUGGUAUGGUCGGCCAGGGCCCCGACACCCCAACAGGUGACGUCGCGACUAUGGUUGGCACCGACACUUCGUCGGCCGCCCCGAUCUUCACCGGAUCUUAUGGCCCGUGGAAUACUGUAGAUUAUUUGGAAGGCACAUGGGUGACCAAGUCGGGAAUGGUCGUUACGGGUCCAGGAUUCUACGACCCACUUGACGAGCUUAUCAUCGAGCCGGCACUGCCUGGCAUGUCCUAUUCCUUCACCAAGGAUGGCUACUGGGAGGAGGCUAUUUAUCAAGUCACCGGCAACGGCACCGACCCUAUGUGUGCCACUGCCGCCAUUCUUUUCCAGCAUGGCACUUACAAGCUGAACACCAACGGCUCGUUGACGCUCGAACCGUUUGGAGUGGACGGCCGCCAGCUGUACAGCGAUCCGUGCAACCUGUCUCAGAACCAGUCUGAUUUUAUUCGCUACGAGCAGGUCGAAAACUACUCCAAGUUCGAGGUCUACAUCGACCUGUAUCAUGGCCGUUAUCGUUUGGACCUCUACAAAUUCGACGGCUCUCCUAUGCCGCCCAUGUUUUUGGCCUACAAGCCUCCUCAGAUGCUGCCUACAAUCACCAUGAACCCCACAAACGGCGGCAACCCAUUGAAUGGACAAAACACCAAAACCGCUGCUUCAAAUGACUCUGCUGCGUCCACACAAUCGGGCUCUUCCGGCAAUACUCGUCGCCGCGUGCGUCGCAGCCUUAUAAACCGCUCGCGCACUACAGCAACAAAGAUCAAGGUGCAGUCCUCCACCUACAACGUCAUUUGGUGGACCGGUGUUGGCAUGAUGGGCGCUGGCGCAAUCGGAUGGAUCAUGUUGCAGUGA
This is a messenger RNA of Wickerhamiella sorbophila, 915 nucleotides long. RefSeq names its product Protein ROT1. The transcript has a single exon. Gene Ontology annotation, cellular component: endoplasmic reticulum membrane; endoplasmic reticulum. Gene Ontology annotation, biological process: 'de novo' protein folding; budding cell apical bud growth. Bases 1 to 915 code for a protein of 304 amino acids. Lineage: Eukaryota; Fungi; Ascomycota; Dipodascomycetes; Dipodascales; Trichomonascaceae. The record is from RefSeq and is a predicted model, not a curated record.